UACGGCCUCUGGGCCCUGGGCUCAGUCCCUCCCCUUUCGCCGUCCCCUCUCUCUCUUUCUCUCUCUCUCUCUCUCUUCCUGAACUUCAGUGAAUCUCGAGAUAUAAAGAAAGCAGCUGCCUCCCUUUAAAGCACGGCUCGAACAAUGAGACCUCCUCUCCCAGGGCUUUAACUCCUCUGGAUGCAAGGACAAAGCCAGGCCGCCGUGAGCCCCUGCACCUCCCCACGGGUGCCCCAGGCCGUCCCCAUGGACCUGAGGAUCGGGCAGCGCGUGGUCAAGCCCGGCUCGGACACGGCCCUGCUGGCCCUCAAGCACACCCAGCAGCUCCAGCACCAGCUCUUCCUGGCCAGCCUCCACCAGCAGCAAGUGGAGCAGCUCGCCCACCAGCACGUCAGGGUGGCCAUGGAGUCCCCGCACCACGAGGCUGAGCCGGGGCAGCAGGAGCAGGAGCUGAGGCAGAUCCUCAACAAGGACAAGAGCAAGCGAAGUGCCGUGGCCAGCACGGUGGUGAAGCAGAAGCUGGCCGAGGUCAUCCUCAAGAAGCAGCAGGCGGCCCUGGAGAGGAGCAGCAACCCCAACCCCCCAGCCCUGCCCUACAGGUCUCUGGAGCCUCUGGACCCCGAGGGGCCCCCCCCUGCCGUGCUCAGCACCUUCCUGCCCCCCGUCCCCAGCGCACCUCUGGACCCCCCGGAGCAUUUUCCUCUGCGGAAAACAGCGUCUGAGCCCAACCUGAAGGUGCGGUGCAAGCCCAGGAAGUGCCUGGACCGGCGCAAGAACCCCCUGACCCGCAAGGAGAGCGCUCCCCCCUCGCUCAAGAGGCGCCCGCCCGACGCCCUCGACUCGUCCCCCAGCAGCAGCAGCACCCCCGUGUCCGGGUGCAGCUCCCCCAACGACAGCCUCCCCUCGGAGCACGGAGCCCUUCCCAGCGCCUCGGGAAUGGCCCAUGAGCCCCCCCUGGCCCAGCGGCUGAUGAUGCAGGAGAGCUCCCUGGCCCAGUUCGCCCUGCAGAGCGCGGCCUCCCUGCCAGCCAUCACCCUGGGGCUGCCAGCCACCUCCAGCGCCAGGGGCGAGGGGGAGCGCCGGCCCCUGCCCAGCCUGGCGCACCGGGUGCCGGUGCUGAACGGGCCGGUGCUGCCGGGCAGCCACUCGCCCGUGUUCAUCCCCGCCGGGCUGGAGCAGCACGAGCCCCUGUCCCCCCGGCUGCAGCCCCUCAUCAUCCUCGAGCCCUCGGUCACACACGCCCCGCUGGUGGCAGUGCCAGGCCUGGGCACGGUGCCCUUCCCCUUCGGCCCCUCCCUCAUCCCCGCGGAGCGGCUCUCGCUGCCCGGGCACCACAAACCGCUGGGCAGGACCCGCUCGGAGCCGCUGCCCCAGAACCCCAAGGCCAUCCAGCAGCACUUGGUGUACCAGCAGCACCACACCCAGUUCCUGGAGAGGCUCAAGCAGCAAACACACCUGGGCAAGCGCAUGGCCAAGCCGAGCGAGAAGCCCCGGCUGCGGCAGAUCCCAUCCUCGGAGGACAUGGAGGCCGAGGGGACCCUCCCCGAGGCUGCCCCGGAGGGCGCUGACCCUACCAGGACACGCGUGGAGCCCUCCAGGCCGGGCAGCAGCGGGAAGGAGCCCGAGAGGACGCAGAAGGUGCUGCAGCCUCAGGACGAGCUGGUCCUGCAGCAGGCCUAUCUGUGGGACUCGUACCAGCGGGUGCAGCAGCAGUUCCUCAAGCGCCAGCCCUUGGACCCCCCCGUGGUCCCCACGGGGCACAGACCCCUCUCCAGGGCACAGUCGUCCCCUGCCACUGCCAGCGUGUCCCUCCCUGCCCAGGACACCCCCAAGACCCUGGCCCUGCCCGUGCAGGAGCAGCCAGCAAAGCCACACUUCACCACAGGGCUGGUGUACGACUCGGUGAUGCUGAAGCACCAGUGCUCCUGUGGGGACAACAGCAACCACCCCGAGCACGCCGGGAGGAUCCAGAGCAUCUGGUCCCGCCUGCAGGAGCGGGGGCUGCGGGGCCGCUGCGAGUGCCUGAGGGGCCGCAAGGCCACCCUGGAGGAGCUGCAGUGUGUCCACAGCGAGCGCCACGUGUUCCUCUACGGCACCAACCCCCUCAACCGCCUCAAACUGGACAAUGGGAAGCUGGCAGGGAUCCUGUCCCAGCGGAUGUUUGUGAUGCUGCCCUGCGGAGGGGUGGGGGUGGACAGUGACACCAUCUGGAACGAGCUGCACUCGUCCAACGCUGCCCGCUGGGCCGCUGGCAGCGUCACCGAGCUGGCCUUCAAGGUGGCCACCAGGGAGCUCAAGAACGGCUUUGCCGUGGUGCGGCCGCCCGGGCACCACGCCGACCCUUCCACUGCCAUGGGGUUCUGCUUCUUCAACUCGGUGGCCAUCGCUGCCCGGCAGCUGCAGCAGAAGGGGAAGCUCAGCAAGAUCCUCAUCGUGGACUGGGACGUUCACCACGGGAAUGGGACCCAGCAGAUCUUCUACAGGGACCCCGAGGUCCUUUACAUCUCCCUGCACCGCCACGACGACGGCAACUUCUUCCCUGGCAGUGGAGCUGCUGACGAGGUGGGCUCUGGCCCCGGCGAGGGCUUCAACGUCAACGUGGCCUGGGCUGGGGGGCUCGACCCCCCCAUGGGGGACCCCGAGUACUUGGCUGCCUUCAGGACGGUGGUGAUGCCCAUCGCCCACGAGUUCUGCCCCGACCUCGUGCUGGUCUCUGCCGGCUUCGACGCCGCCGACGGGCACCCCCCGCCCCUGGGGGGCUACAAAGUCUCGGCCAAGUGUUUUGGCUACAUGACGAAGCAGCUGAUGAGCCUGGCGGGGGGGGCCGUGGUCCUGGCCCUGGAGGGGGGGCACGACCUCACUGCCAUCUGCGACGCCUCCGAGGCCUGCGUGUCUGCCCUGCUGGGCAACGAGCUGGAUCCCCUUCCCGAGGAGAGCCUGAGGCAGAAGCCCAACCCCAACGCCGUGCGCUCCCUGGAAGCCGUGAUCCAGGUCCAGAGCCGGUACUGGGUGGCCCUGCACCGUUUCGCCUCCAAGCUCGGCUGCUCCUUCCUGGAGGCCCAGCGGGACCACGAGGCCGACGAGGUGGAGACGGUGACGGCCCUGGCCUCGCUCUCCGUGGCCGUGAUGGUGGAGAAGAGGGCGCCCGAGGAGCCGAUGGAGGAGGAGGAGCCCAUGGCCCAGUGACAGUGGGGACUGUCCCCUGCCCCAGGACCUGCCCUUCCCUCCUGCCUUCCCCUCGGCCUCCUCAUCCUCACUCCCCGAAGCCGAGGAAGGGCCUGGACUCUCGGAAGGGACAAUUCCUGCAGCCCCCCCGGGGCCGUGCCCAUCGCUGGGGACCGAGGGAGGGGCACCAGCCCCCUCCCAAACCCGGACUGUGCCCGCAGAGACCCCAAACCCGGGCCCCAAAACCCCUCUGGGGGGGUGGCAGGGCCCCCAACCCCUCCGGCUGAGCGGAUGGAUGCAGAUCCCGGGAUCUCCGUGGGAAGGGGCGGAUCCUUGUCCCGGGAUCUCCGUGGGAAGGGGCGGAUCCUUGUCCCGGGAUGUCCCCCAGGGAAGGAAGGGCUGGCUGUGGGGGUGGAUGGUGGUGGUUCCUGGAGCUCCUGGAGCUCCUGGAGCUCCUCUCCAGCCCGGGACCAGCAGGGAUGGGACCUCCCUGUGCCUCCUCCCAGGAUUUCCCGGCUCCCCUCCCUCCGGAGCGUGGC
Myiozetetes cayanensis is the source of this 3704-nucleotide messenger RNA. RefSeq names its product histone deacetylase 7 (gene HDAC7). Gene Ontology annotation, biological process: chromatin organization; negative regulation of transcription by RNA polymerase II. Gene Ontology annotation, molecular function: histone deacetylase activity. Gene Ontology annotation, cellular component: histone deacetylase complex. NCBI's taxonomy places the organism in Eukaryota, Metazoa, Chordata, Aves, Passeriformes, Tyrannidae. The coding region runs from base 181 to 3186 and encodes 1001 amino acids. The record is from RefSeq and is a predicted model, not a curated record. The transcript has 25 exons.